GGAGCAACUUGUUUGCAUGUGGUGUGUCAGGUUUUUGCGCAGGGCGGUGCAGCAGCCGCUUCUAACCGGAGCAGGAGGGCUGGACUCUGGAUCCAGCGCCUCCAGUCUGACAGCGGAUGCCGCAGUUAUUGCGCUCCUGUGUUUGCGCUGCUCUGCGGAGACCGGCUGCUGUUGUGCUUAUGCGUAGCACGAGACUUUGGAGCACGUUUUUCAUGGCUAAUGGCGAAACAAGAGGACUUUCCUUUCAGAAGCCAGACUUUUCAGUACCUGAAACUUGACGUCGGCUGCAGGUAACCCACCUGGAUCUGUCAUGAAGGGACAGAGGAGUCACCAGUUCACAUAUCUAAACUGUAGGAUAUAACUCUUCACUGCGGACAGAAGCUGCUCUGUCUGUCUCCGUUUAUUUUGUUGAUAAGACUGUGUUGUUCCCGUGAGCUCAAUCAUUGAUCAUGGUUGGUGGAGGAGCUGCUGAUGUGGCCCCAACAGCCGCUGUCAAGAUCUUUGCAGCGGGAACAGCUGGCUGUGUGGCAGACCUGGUCACCUUCCCUCUGGACACAGCCAAAGUCAGACUGCAGAUCCAAGGUGAAACCAAGCCCUCACUUGAAGGCCAGAGGGUGAAAUACAGGGGUGUGUUUGGCACCAUCUUCACCAUGGUGAAGACUGAGGGCCCGAGGAGUCUGUACAGUGGACUGGUGGCAGGGCUGCAGAGACAGAUGGGCUUCGCCUCAGUCCGCAUCGGCCUGUAUGACACCAUGAAGCAGUUCUACACCAGAGGGUCAGACAACGCAGGACUCGGGGUUCGGCUGCUGGCGGGCUCCACCACAGGGGCAAUGGCGGUGACCUUCGCUCAGCCCACUGAUGUGGUGAAAAUCAGGUUCCAGGCUCAGGCCCGCCUGCCUGAGAGCGGCUCUGUGAAGAGAUACAACAGCACCAUGGAUGCCUACAAGACCAUCGCCAGGGAGGAGGGCGUGAGAGGGCUCUGGAAAGGUUGCAUGCCAAAUAUAGCUCGUAACGCCAUCGUGAACUGCUCCGAGCUGGUGACCUAUGACAUCAUCAAAGAGCUCAUCCUGAAGUACCACCUGAUGACAGACAACAUGCCGUGUCACUUCACAGCAGGCUUCGCAGCAGGUUUCUGCACCACCAUUGUAGCAUCUCCUGUGGAUGUGGUGAAAACACGCUACAUGAAUUCACCGCCUGGGAAGUACAGCGGUGCUAUGAACUGUGCCUUAACCAUGCUGAUCAAAGAGGGACCCACAGCUUUCUAUAAGGGAUUCAUGCCUUCGUUUCUUCGUCUGGGUUCCUGGAACAUUGUGAUGUUUGUGAGCUACGAGCAGAUUAAGAGAGCUGUCGUAAGAUUUCAACAGUUCUGGGAGUCUCCGCCCCGACCUAUCUGAUAACUGGUUUGGCUCUGAGUUGGUGUUACUGCUGUGGCAAAGCCAGGACUGUCUGUAUCAAGAAGCAUGUGCUUAAGAGAGACAGUGUGGUUAUGGCUGCUGCUGGGCUGGACCUGCUCUCCCUCAGGGAUAUAACUCGUGUGUCUUUUAAAGAAGCUGUACUCAAAAGAAAAACUGCAGGGAUGAUUUAUGUUAAAUUGUUACUGACGUGCACAAUAUAGAUUUUUUUUUAGCAAUGUUUCUUAUAGUAUUUUUAAUCAGCCUUUUUCACAGAAGACAUUUUAAGUAAGAAAAUCACAGGUGUAAAUACUAAGAUCAAUGAUGGCUGAAUUCCAUUUAGCUGCUUCAGUUUCAGGGUCCUGGUAUUGUGCAUGCUGGCUCACUGUCACAACUUACAGAGACACUUAAAUAGAACAGAGGCAUUGAUAAUGUUGUUAGUGACUCUUGCACUUUUCCUAUGAUGACAAGUCAGAAUAUCUGCUGAGAAAAAGACCUGUUUACAGAGUCCAGUCUGGUGUGGAUGUGGAUGCAGGGAUAUUUACAGUGCUGCCUAUCAAGUGCAGUAAUUUAUUGGUUUUCUAUAUGGCCUUGGUUCUGGUUCUGUAUAUCGUGUCUGGUUUCAGGUGAAACUUUACUGUUUUUAUGCAGUCUUCCAUGUGAAUCUUAAGGAUUUAAGGGCUAACAUCAUUGGACUGUGGUAUGGAUUAAAAAAUGAAUCAGUUACUCUUUUGGUCUUAAAAAUGUCAACAAACAAUUUUAUAAGAUGUCUUAUUUUUUCUUACUAACACUCCAAAACCCAAAGAUAUUCAGAUUUACUGUCACAUAGGACAAGGAAGAAGGAAAAGCAGCAAAUCCUCCAAACUGUGAAAUAUUUGUCUAGUUGAUUAAUUAACUAUUAAGAAAGACUAAAUGGCAAUGUUUAACCCUGUCUUCUAGAAAUUACCUUUGUAUGUUACUAAACUGCUGUCUUAAUUACAUUGUCGCUACCUGGACUGUGUUCAAAAGACAACAUUUCUUUCAGGUAACAAAACAUUAAAUUCAUGUAGCAUGCACGCUUCAGAAGAAGGUGGUUAAAGUGGAUGGUGAGUGUAUUAAAUGCAGGUACUUGACACCAGAACUUUAGCUUCGUGUCUAGACUCCUGUCUUAGGUUUACUCAAAAAAGCACUUGGGUUAAGUUAAGAAAAGACUGUGAUUUCUUUUAAAUGUUAACAAAAAAGGAAAAACAUAACGCUGUAGUCACUACAAGUGGAUAAUGUAUUAAAAGACUGCCUAUUUUGGAAUCCUGGUAAGACCAUCCUGAUGACGUGAGCUCAACAUUCUAUUUAGCUCUCUGUUAUGUUGUAAGUGAACAUCUUGUUGAUAUAUUCCAUCUCCAAUUUUUUUCAUAGGUACAUUAAUUAGAAACAUCUCAUUAUUAUAAAAAGACUAAUUUAAUUUGUUUAGCUUUAAGUUAACCUCAAAACAUUUGCUGUUUCAAUUAGUUAUAUCCAAAAGUAAUUUCUAGGAGACAGGACUGAAACUUUAGGUUUUGGAUGUAAAUUUCAACUUAAAUACCCAAAAUACCUCGGAUGUAUUUCAUGCUAUGCAAUCUAUGAAUGUUACAUAUAAUAUAUAUAUAUUAUAAAGUCUUUACGAGAUGAAAUAAUGUGUGCAGCAUUGAAACUGGAACCACAUCAACGAGACAUCCACAAAUUUAAUAAAGUAUGAAUGUAACAAGCCA
Messenger RNA from Epinephelus lanceolatus (giant grouper), 3115 nucleotides. Its product is annotated as dicarboxylate carrier UCP2-like. Gene Ontology annotation, biological process: transmembrane transport. The record is from RefSeq and is a predicted model, not a curated record. NCBI's taxonomy places the organism in Eukaryota, Metazoa, Chordata, Actinopteri, Perciformes, Serranidae.